CCAGCUGCACCAGCACCAAAAGAUGGCGAAGCACCAAAAGACGGCGAAGCACCAAAAGAUGGCGGAGCACCAAAAGACGGCGAAGCACCAAAAGAUGGUGGAGCACCAAAAGACGGCGAAGCACCAAAAGAUGGCGGUACACCGAACCCAGCUGCACCUGCACCAAAAGGUGGUGGAGCACCAAAAGACGGCGAAGCGCCAAAAGAUGACGGAGCACCAAAAGAUGGCGGAGCACCAAAAGAUGGCGAUGCAAAUAACACACCAAAGAAAUCACCACUUGACUUACCGGUUGUUCCUACAAAAAUUGAUCCAACUUCAACUUGCGCUUCUACUCCAAUCGUUAAAACAACUACACAAGAAGAAGUAGAAACGAUAACACCAGCUCCAGAUAACCCAACACCAGCUCCAAAUAACCCAAAUAACCCAACAUCAGCUCCAAAUAAUCCAGAUAACGAUAAGAAUAAAGAUAAUAAUAAUAAUAACGAUAAUAACAAUAAUGGUAACAACAAUAACGGUAAUAAUGGUAAAAAUGGUGGUAACGAUAAU
Molecule: messenger RNA, 546 nt
Organism: Rhizophagus irregularis DAOM 181602=DAOM 197198
Lineage: Eukaryota; Fungi; Glomeromycota; Glomeromycetes; Glomerales; Glomeraceae
Source: RefSeq, a predicted model, not a curated record